Aphanomyces invadans is the source of this 1731-nucleotide messenger RNA. RefSeq lists its product as hypothetical. The transcript is spliced from 3 exons. The coding region runs from base 57 to 1697 and encodes 546 amino acids. The record is from RefSeq and is a predicted model, not a curated record. NCBI's taxonomy places the organism in Eukaryota, Oomycota, Saprolegniomycetes, Saprolegniales, Verrucalvaceae.
AAAGCUGUUGGUAUUUGGUGGUGGGGACGUUUGGCAUCGCGAGACUGUAGCGAGGCAUGGCACAAGAUGAUGCCGCCGUGACACCGUCGAGUGCUCCACGGCGACAGCCUCUCGUUCGCAGCAACACCGCGCCAACCAACGCCAAGUUGCCGAAGCGUCUGACAAAGAGAGCGUCCAACUACCUCGAGCGCGCCAGCGAUCCCGCUGCCUCCGCGCACGUUGUUAUCCAGGCGAAAAUCAUCCGCGGCGGCUAUCGCCAACAUGUCGAGCGCAUGGCGAAAGCAGUCAUCGUGAUGGAGAGGCAAAAACACAUUGCGAGUAAAGGCGCAGUGCGCUGCGAGAUGUGGCGGUCGGAUGUGACGUGCGCCGCGUGGCAGGUCGACGACCGGCGCUGCGCUCUCCACCACACGUUUAUAUUACGUCUCAUCGACGGCAUCAAACUGCACCUCCUCCACAUGCGAAAACCGUACAAGGCACCCACCAUUGUGUACAGCAACGCGGCUCUCUCGACCCUUCAGUGGCAAGUCCCUCGGAAGCCCACUGAAAAGCAAUUCGCAAAUGGGGGGCGGCACACGAUGCACUUAGUCGAUGUCAUGGCCAUCGUCCCGUGGUCGAAUGCGCUGCCCCCGGAGUUUGUAUCCAUGCACCACAACGUGCUCGAGAAGCAAGAGGAUGCCGCCGCAGACGGCGCAUGCGCUCGUGUACCGCAACCUCCCUCGGACAAAGCAUGCGCCGCCUUCCACGCAGUCCUCGUGACGUACAUGCAUGCAAAGAAAAGAACGAAACAAAAGCACCUCCUCAUUCAAAUCCACGACGCUGACCAACAGAGCCAAAUGGUCAACUCGUUGACGAAGCUCGUGGCGGCCGCCAAAAAACGUCGCGCGCCGCCACAUGACGGCACACUGGACGUCGAGUAUGCCGAGUCGAAUCCACUGACGACACCAACUACAUCGGAUGGCGCACGUGGAAACGACCCAUGGCAUAUCCGCACGACGAUUCCUCCCGAUCACACAACUCCAAUCGUAGCCAAUGAUGCACAUGUUCACGCCACUGCUACACCUCGUCGUGCUCGCAGCGCAGCGGCCGCAGCUCCGGACGCCGAUCAAGGCUGCCAAGGGAUCGUAUCCAGCGCUGAAGGGCCACCUGUUCAUGGACAUGCAAGUGGUGGCGCCAGCGGCACUCUGCCAGACGUUUGGUUGAACAAAGUUCCAGAGGCCACAUCAAAUAACGAGAUCGCGAGCCACGACGACAUACCGUCCAACGAAGAAAGGGCCCUACCCAUGGAUCAUGCCGCAUCUCGCGUCCAUGGCGCUCCUGGCCGCUCAUCUCCUACUGCUCUUCAACCGCCGACGAAUCCAGACCAGUUCAACCUGUGCCUUCCCGCCAAUGACUCCGACGAUCCGUCGCAGCAGGGGCCUGCAGCCAGUGCCGCUCCAUGGAUCGCCCUGGCGGCAUGUUCAGCGCAGCCAGCGUGCGACAUGGGAGAUCCAACUAACCAAGUGAUCGCUGCAAGCACCGGCGCAGCGCAAGUGCCUGCAAGCGGCGCCGCGGAUAGCGACACCGACGGUAGCAUCUCCCAUGCCCCGAGCAGAGGUGGCCACAAAGUCGACCAUGACGAUGUGGCUGUGCCGGUGGAUGAACUUGCUGGCCAUGCCAACACCCCCACACAGACCGUCGCGGUAGAGUACGACUUGUAGCAUCCAUAUCCAAAUUCACACCACGAAUCUUUCA